CUUUACCUGCAGGGAAAGGGAGUUUAGCAUUUGAAACAAGGAAGUGGAUGGCUAGUAGGACUUGAGAUGAAGAGCCACUGAACAUGCAUUUCAGCUUCUCUCAGCUGGCAGUUUAGAGCCAGUACAUAAACAGUCAAACUGAACCAAGAGGAAAGAGAAUAUUUGAGAAGGCUCCCAGCAUCUCAUGAAUGAACUAACGGAACUCGAUAAUGCUGGUUCUCCAGAGCCAGGUCUACGGCUCAGAAAAGGACACAUGUCUGGCACUGCAGCAGCAGAAGCAGCCUUUGAAGAGGACAGGUCCGAGCAGAGGCUGCUUUUAGAGGAGCCACCACUGCCUUCUGACCAGGAAAAUUGUUCUGAAGAUCACAAACACAACGAUGAGUCACCUCAAGAAGAUGAAGGGUUUAUGGGUAUGUCACCUCUUCUACAAGCCCACCAUGCUAUGGAGAGAAUGGAAGAAUUUGUGUGUAAGGUAUGGGAGGGCCGAUGGAGAGUCAUUCCCCAUGAUGUUCUGCCUGACUGGCUAAAGGACAACGACUACCUGUUGCAUGGACACAGACCGCCCAUGCCUUCCUUCCGGGCUUGUUUCAAGAGUAUCUUCAGAAUACAUACAGAAACUGGUAACAUCUGGACGCAUCUUCUAGGAUGUGUGUUCUUCCUUUGUUUGGGAAUUUUUUACAUGUUCCGGCCAAACAUGUCCUUUGUAGCACCCGUGCAGGAGAAGGUGGUUGUUGGAUUGUUCUUUUUGGGAGCCAUACUCUGCCUCUCCUUCUCAUGGCUCUUCCACACAGUUUAUUGCCACUCAGAAGGUGUUUCCCGGCUCUUCUCCAAGCUGGAUUAUUCUGGCAUUGCACUUCUCAUAAUGGGCAGCUUUGUACCAUGGCUGUACUACUCCUUCUAUUGCAACCCUCAGCCUUGCUUCAUCUACUUGAUUGUGAUUUGUGUCCUGGGCAUCGCAGCCAUAAUUGUCUCACAAUGGGACAUGUUUGCAACCCCUGAAUACCGGGGUGUAAGGGCAGGAGUAUUUCUAGGUCUGGGUCUUAGUGGGGUUAUUCCCACCCUGCACUUUGUCAUCUCUGAGGGGCUCCUGAAAGCAGCCACAAUGGGGCAGAUAGGCUGGCUGGCACUCAUGGCAUGCCUGUACAUCACUGGUGCUGCACUAUAUGCUGCCCGCAUCCCGGAGAGAUUCUUCCCUGGCAAGUGUGACAUCUGGUUCCACUCCCAUCAACUGUUUCACGUCUUUGUAGUGGCUGGUGCUUUUGUGCACUUCCAUGGGGUUUCCAAUCUCCAGGAGUUCCGAUUCACAGUCGGAGGAGGCUGCACAGAGGAAGAUGGGAUGCAGUAAAGCCAGCCUUCAGCCCAAGACCGUAACCAAAACAGUACCGCGAGCGCGGUUGAAGCAUACAGGCUAGCAAAAUGAAUACCUAAGAAGAAUCCAAGUUUCAGCUGAUGGGGCAUGGAGCUUCAUGGGGAUUCUGACUAACCAAGAUAAAUUCUAUACCUCAAGCAAUGGAAUAAAUCAAUUUGAAGACCAGGAAAUUCUGAAACCCUAAUUUAUUCUUGGGAUCUACAGAUUGAGCUACAGAGGACCCUUUCCAAAUCGGCUUCUGUCAAUGCCAUAUUUAUUUGUAGAACUGGGGAGGGAUAGCUUAGCAGUUUCCUUUUUCUUUUUUUUUUUCCCCUUUUUUUUCUUUUUUUUUUUUUUUAAGAAAAAAAACAAGGUUAAAUUUAUAUCCUAUUGGAGGGUUUGGGAGUUGAUUUUAGAUGCUCUUUGGGGAGAAAAACAAAUUGUAAAUAAGAUUUCUAACUUUCUGUUUAAAUAAAAUUUAUAUAAAUGUUUUAAACAAUGGGUGGGGGGAAAAGGGUUUUUGUAAAGAAUGCAACAUGCAAGUACCACACACUGUUUCAAUUUUGCACAAAACAAAUGAUUGCAGGAGGACCAGGUAAAAUUCCCAGGAGUGAAGCAUGCCCUGGGCCAGAUGGGGUCCUGGCCAGCCCAUGGAGUAGGUUCAGUAUAUGUACACAAGGAUUGUGAAAGUCACAGUGUUAGCAAGUUUAUUUACUCAAGUAACUCAAGAUACAUCUGUGCCCUGCCUGAGCGUGUGAGACAUCUGCCUUCCAAGCUUGUGUGGCCUGUAUAGUUUUGAAUAGCGGAUCUUAAAGUUGGUUGUUUUGGUUCUCAUCAUAUGAAUUGGAGCAUGAUGGGAUAACUGCACGUGAAAUAGCAAACAGUCUGACUCCAUCAGUGCCUGCCUAUACCCAAGGGCCCACAUUAAGUAGGUGGUUGCCAUUUGAGGGUGUGCUUUGCUUUGUCUGAACAAAUGAUGGUAAUACACUUUUCAAAAGGUUGUUGAGCAUGUGAGGGGAACCAGGGGUGGAGUUAAGAUGGACUGGAAAGAGGAAACUGUGUGCUCCAGGACUUGGAGUUAACAGUUACUGCAGACUCAAGCACAUUACCUUCUCAUGUAUCAGGCUCCAUAUGCCAAGGGAGUUUGCAGGUUUUUCUUUUUAAGGGGAAAAAUCCACCAUCAGCCUAAUGCAGUUCUAUAUAUUUUUUUUUUUUCUUCCUUAGGUCUGCUUCCCAUCUGUGCUUAAGCAAUGGGACUGCUGGUAUUUCUUAACCCAAAACUUAAGAGUUCAGUUGGAUUGCUGUGGAGCUGACGCGCCUCCUAUAUAAGGGGAGGCAUAGACCCUUCUCUUGUGUAAUUGAUGUAGCUUGAUCUUUGGAGCCCAGUCAGAAGCCAGGCUGAAGGAGAAUCUUUGGAGUCGCAAGAUGAAACUUGAACGUUUUGUUUGUUAUGGCACAGGUAUUGCUUGGAGUGUUUAAUUGGAAAUUCAGAGCAAUUACCUCUCACAGAUGAGUUAAACAGCUCAUUAAAUGCUGUAUUUCACAAAGAAGGAAGGUAAAGGGUGUUUUGUUUUUUUUUUGUUGUGUGUUGGGUAGGGUUUUGUGUUUUUUGGGUUUUUUUUUUAUCUUUUUAAGACUCCUGCAAGCUUGAAUUUUCAUCCUUCAAGAGAAAAAUGUGGAUUGCAAAGAUCUUCCUAUGCCUUGGAUGUUGCAGAGAGUGUUUUGGGGAGUUUCUUUGCCUAAUGGAGUUGCAUAGAAGUAGAAUGCCUUCCUAAAGUUGAUGAGUGGUAUUAAGGCUUCACCCCUUGAAUAUGAGCCUCUGAGAGCAAGGUCAGCUGCAGAAAGAGGUGCUGCAGCAGAGUCUGCGAGCUUAGAAAGACAUGUUCUCAGUGGGAUCACUACACUGGAUGCCCGUAGGGCCAGAAGAAGUUUAUCACAGGUCUGUGUGGUAGUAAAGUGAAGUAAAGAGCAGUAUUAACUUGGAUGUAAGGGCUAAUAGCAGUGGCAUUCCGCACAAAGAUGUAGAGUUGCCUGGAGGAAAGUGUAUUGGUGUCUGAGAAGAGCAUGGUACAUAUCAGAAUCAGAGUUGUCUGUAAGGCGCUUUAGGAUACCUCUGUAACAGUACCAGCAGAAGUGGCAGUCUCCAUCCUGGAUCAUCCCACGUUCACUCCUUGAAGGGUGAUUGUAACCUGGUCCUACACAGCACAGAACUAUUACAGAAACACAGUACUCCACCUGCUAUUCUUAACCCAGUCAGUCUCUCCAUUCAAGAAGUUUGUGUGUUCCAAUAAAAACAACCUAGCUGUGCACUUUUCUGUAGCUUUUGCUGAGAACUCUUCCCAGGUUGGCACCUGAAUGCCUUACUCUCAGCAGUCAGAGGCUUGCUUGCUCUGUGUGCAGGUUAUUGCCAUAGAAUAGUUAGGACCUACAGCUUCUUUCCUUCCCCAUUAAAUAGUGGCCUUGUUCAGUAUAUUUCUUUUUAAAAAUUGCUUACUGUUGGAAGCAAUGAAGCACAUUCUGGGGUUUUGAUGGUGGGGGACUCUGGUGAUGGUUCCAUGUACGAUGGGAUCUUAUUACUUGCUGUAUUCUUAACUUCUGCUAAUAAAAGAACCAAAUGGA
Molecule: messenger RNA, 3967 nt
Organism: Pezoporus occidentalis (night parrot)
Lineage: Eukaryota; Metazoa; Chordata; Aves; Psittaciformes; Psittacidae
Gene: ADIPOR2
Product: adiponectin receptor 2
Exons: 8
Coding region: 185-1345 (386 amino acids)
Biological process (GO): adiponectin-activated signaling pathway
Cellular component (GO): plasma membrane
Molecular function (GO): signaling receptor activity
Source: RefSeq, a predicted model, not a curated record